ACCGACCUCUUGACAUCGUGCGACCUCUGUCGCUCAGAAUCAACAUGGACAAACUGCGAGUGAGUACGGUGGAUAAUGUCAUUCUGGAGCGAUAUGUUCCGCCACCGAUCGAUGCUCUUGACGAUAAACCGAAGAAACAGCGCUUGACUGGUCAACUUCAUCUAGUUCAACAUCACCUAUUCUUCUCGCCACGGGCUAGCAGCUCGACUUCUCAGCCUGAGGAGAUUUGGAUACCAUAUCCAGCCAUUAACCUCUUAACUCGAUUGCCUCAGAGUAUAGAAGGGCUCUACCCUCUCAAAUUACGGACGAGGACAUUUGAGACUUUUUUGUUCUUGUUCGAGAAAGAUAGAGAAGGAGGGGCGGAGGACGUGUGGACCAGUAUCAAGGACUGCGCCGUCGCAUCAUCCGUUGAGCAGCUUUACGCCUUCUUUUAUAGACUUCCGUCACACCCCGCGCUGAAUCCACAAUCUGAGCCCUCCCGUCCGACCUCCCUCAACCCUUCGUCACCAUUAUCUUUAUCAUCCAAGGAGCCGGAUGUGCCGUUUUUGUCGAGCAAAUCGCAGCCCUCCACUGGCUGGGACACUUUCAACCCUCGAACAGAGUUCGCUCGGCAGGGCGUAGGAGUGAGGACGAAAGCUUGGCGGUUCACAGAUAUCAACAAGGACUAUUCAUUCUGUCCUACUUAUCCGGCCAAGCUGGUCGUCCCGAGUCGGAUCUCUGAUAAUGUCCUGUCGCAUGCCGGCAAAUACAGAAGCAAAGCGAGGAUACCAGCUCUGUCAUACCUUCAUUGGGCAAAUCAUGCAUCCAUCACGCGAUCGUCUCAACCUAUGGUGGGAUUGAAGAACUCACGUUCGGCGCAGGACGAGAAGCUGGUGGAAUGUAUAUUCACCACUCACACCGCUGCCGAGUCUGCAUACGCACCGUCGACUCAGUCAGCAGACCCCCUCUCUCCAUCGCCUUCCUCUUCAGCCAAAUCAUUACCUCAUGUCUACGGAGCCACCGCCACCAAUCUCAUCAUUGACGCUCGACCCACUACAAAUGCCAUGGCGAACGUCGCUAUGGGUGCCGGCACUGAGAACAUGGACAAUUAUCGGUCAGGCAAGAAGGCAUACCUCGGUAUCGACAACAUUCACGUUAUGCGAAACUCGCUCAAGACGAUCGAUGAUGCUGUGAGAGAGGCGGAGGAGACUGGAGAUCCAAUCGAUAGGAUAUCCUUACGGAAAAGCAAUUGGCUUCGCCACAUUUCGACUAUCCUCGACGGAGCUUUGAUGAUUAUACGAAAUAUUCACCUCAAUGCGUCACACGUCUUGAUUCACUGUUCUGAUGGAUGGGAUCGAACAGCUCAACUCAGUGCGAUGGCACAAAUCUGUCUCGACCCUUACUAUAGAACGAUCGAGGGAUUCAAAGUGUUGAUUGAGAAGGACUUUCUGGCUUUCGGUCACAAAUUUCUCGAUAGAUCAGGCCACCUGUCCUCGGAAAAGCUCUUCACUGUGGCAGAUCAGCCAGACGACGAAAGUGACGACGAACUCGGAGGUGCUCAGAAAGCUGCGCAAGCAUUCUUCGCGUCGAUGCAGAAGCAAUUCACGUCCUCCAAUUCGCAUUUGAAAGAGGUUUCUCCGGUCUUUCAUCAAUUCCUGGAUUGCGUCUGGCAAAUUCAGCGACAGUAUCCCUCACGUUUCGAAUUCAACGAGCAGUUCCUCAUCGACCUACACUAUCACUUGUAUGCUUGUCAAUUAGGGACAUUCCUAUUCAACAACGAACAUCAACGUCGCGUUGCUCGACCGCCUCAAGGCGACGACGAGGGUGGCGCAUACGUGGACAGGACUGUCUCAGCAUGGGAUUACCUUAAACAGCCAAAUUACAAAACAACAUAUCUCAACGAGGCGUAUGACCCAUCUUUGGACGCCAGAGAUUCGCGAGAUGAUAAGGCGGACCAAGGGGUUCUACUCUUCGAGCCGAAGGACGUCAAGUUCUGGUGGAGGCUGUUCAGGCGUGGUGACGAGGAGAUGAAUGGGUCAAAACUCGCUUUACAGCACGCACAAACUGUGGCUUUGCCGCUAGUCGGUGCAGGACAGGUUGACCCAGUGUCCAUUGAAGGCGCCGUCCAGUCCGUGGAGCGGGCAGCUUCGCUCGACGUGCCGUACUCCGUUCGUCGGACACCGUCUCCAGCCCAUCUGUCAACCUCCGCUUCCGCUCGCGAUCUGGACGUCCGCUCAUCUCACACCCCUUCAAGCCUCGAAUCGGGUUACACCACUAUUCAACCCAUGCCCUCUAAAGUCGGCGUUGGCAACCGUGCAAGUGGCUGGAACUGGGGACAGUUGUCCUCUGGUGCCCUUAAUGCACUCCAGAAAGGAGCGAGAGACAUCCGUUCCAUCGGACAAGAAGCAAUGCAGCAACUACGGGCGGAGGCUGGCAGUGCUGAUGGAGAAAUGUGGAGUCGAUCAGAUCAAGAGAGACAGAAAGACUACGCUCCUCCAGGAACAGGUAUAGGAGAAGGUAGACUGGGACGAGAAGUCAAUGACUACAGGCAAAGUCCACGACCUACUGUGAGAUUACCGUCGGAGAAUAAUCCCUGGGCAUCGGGAAACUCGAGCGCUAAGGCCAUACCCAAAGUCAUGGUUGAUCACGAACCUAUCGAGACCAAGAUGGACAUCACUGGCCAGGAUGAUCGCAAUGGAGAAAGCAACAAGAGAAAAGAAAGCGUGACGCUGAAUCCAUGGGGUGAAAGUCGAGCCUCACCGUCCUUGGCCGACUUAUUCUUACGCGAUGUUAAACCCGUGACCAGAGAUCAAAUGCCUAGUCGUCACCCCACCAAUGGCAAGCCGCAUUCCUCGGCCAGUAGACAAGAGGAGGACGAAGUGGCUGCCGCUCUCGGAGGGGAUUCCAAAGCAUGGGACCCUCUAGGUGCCGUAUGAUGUGCGGUUGUACGCCAGGAGCUCAAAUAUCGAGGAGUAACACGUCCUUGAUACAUGCAACAAGGUAUGAGGAAGAAC
Kockovaella imperatae is the source of this 2993-nucleotide messenger RNA. RefSeq names its product protein-tyrosine phosphatase-like protein. Gene Ontology annotation, molecular function: phosphatase activity. The record is from RefSeq and is a predicted model, not a curated record. Gene Ontology annotation, biological process: dephosphorylation. The transcript has 3 exons. NCBI's taxonomy places the organism in Eukaryota, Fungi, Basidiomycota, Tremellomycetes, Tremellales, Cuniculitremaceae. The coding region runs from base 45 to 2915 and encodes 956 amino acids.